CUAUAUCGUCACGCUUGUAUUCGCGCCACUGAAACAAGCGUCGUAUUUGUGCAGCAAUCUCAGGCUCUAUUUAUGACCUGACGUCCCGGGCCUACCAACUGGACGCAUGACCUGCGGAACUCCGGGCCUGAGUCGCAGCGUCCCGCGUCCAUCAGCUCUUGCUCAUAUAUAUUGAUAACAUAAGAGGAGCUCUGCAGUGAUACUCCCAGUUUUGACACAAUGGCUUCCGAUAUCCCUGUCUUCACGUUGAAUGAUGGGACCAAGAUACCGUCAAUUGGUAUGGGCUGCUGGAUGGGUGAGCCUGGAGGAGGAGAAAGAGUAUAUCAAAUGUGCAUCAACGCGUUGAAGUGUGGAUAUCGCCACUUCGAUACAGCUUUUGGCUAUGGAAAUGAGGAAUGGGUUGGGCGCGCAAUCCGUGAAUCCGGUGUCCCUCGCGAAGAAAUAUACUUGACUACCAAGCUGCCAAAUCACCACCAUCACAAAGUGCGAGAAUCUUUCGAAGAAUCCUUCGCGGCUCUUGACUGCGGUUACGUCGAUUUGUACUUGAUGCACUGGCCACAAGCCGUAGGCGAAGAUGGCAAGACUGUGCCCCCGGAUGAGCACCCAACUCCGGUUGACACCUACAAGGAAAUGGAAAAACUACUAGAGACUGGCAAGGUCAAAUCUAUCGGCGUCUCUAACUUCUCCAUUAAGACGCUCAGCGAGCUGCUCCCGCAUGUCAGCAUUGUCCCAGCGACAAAUCAAGUUGAGCUUCAUCCGUGCUUGCCUCAGAACGAGUUGAAGGCGUUCUGCGAGAGUAAAGGGAUACUCCUUACUGCGUACUCUCCAUUGGGUCGUCCUUUGGCUAAAGGCAGCCCACCCAUUUUCUUCCAAGACGAGACCAUCCUUAGCGUGGCCAAGAAGAACAACGCUACUCCCGCCCAAAUAGUCGUCAGCUGGGGUGUGCAGCGAGGGACGAUCGUCGUCCCGAAGAGCGAGAACGUGGAGCGGAUGAAAGCGAAUAUUACUCUCGUUAAGCUGUCCGAUGAAGAUAUGAACGCUAUCAACAAUCUUCACAAGAAGCCUGGAAUGCACAAGUCCCUCCUCGCGUAUCACAAUAUCGACCCGGGGAAUGUCUUCGGGUGGACGUACGCGGACAUGGGCUGGGAUAAUAUGAAGCCGGGAGGAAUCAUAUCGUGAGCGAGUCCCAAGCACGUACGCGAUGUACAAGUCUAUGCUUCACGUUCAGUGUAUAUUAUGCAGUAUCUUAUAGGGAGGUUGCAUUUUAAUGGCGUCGGGAAGAUAUUCGAGAUUGCGGCCAAGGGGGAACGAUGGGCCCCACGAUGUCUUUACGCGUUCUCAUGUUGGUAGUAGGAAUUCGCGCGUGGUGACUCUCCUCCCC
Messenger RNA from Gloeophyllum trabeum ATCC 11539, 1381 nucleotides. RefSeq names its product aldo/keto reductase. The record is from RefSeq and is a predicted model, not a curated record. NCBI's taxonomy places the organism in Eukaryota, Fungi, Basidiomycota, Agaricomycetes, Gloeophyllales, Gloeophyllaceae. Bases 220 to 1179 code for a protein of 319 amino acids. Gene Ontology annotation, cellular component: cytosol. The transcript is spliced from 10 exons. Gene Ontology annotation, molecular function: aldose reductase (NADPH) activity.